AUGCCGGAGCAGCACAAGCGCUCGGCGGACGCCGACGACGUCGCGGACGCCGACGCGAGCAGUUUCCUCGAGAGCGCCCAGCGCUCAGUGGACUUUCUCUUCUCCUCCGCCGUCGUGUUGCCGGGUGACGACGUGACUGCUACGCUCACGAAGACGACGCGUCGUGUCCAACUCGGUGCGGGACUGAAGCAGCUGCCGGACGACCGCAUCGUGUGCACGAACGCAGGCGUUCUCCGCUACCGUCCCGCCAAUCGCUACUGGGUGGAGUUCAACUGCAGACGCUACGUUGCGUCGAUGGACGACGGCGUCAUUGGCGUCGUGACGGAUCGCAACGCCGACUUUUACCGUGUAAACAUUGGAGCUGCUGCUAGCGCUGUCUUGGGCUCGCUGGCGUUUGAUGGCGCUACAAAGCGGAAUCGUCCGAACCUCCGUCUCGGAUCCCUCGUCUACGCUCGAGUAAACAAGGUCAAUCCGAACGUGGAACCUGAGCUCACCUGCGAAGCUCCCCCAAGUGUGACGAAGAAAGACUGGAUGACUGGUCUUGCCAUCUACGGUGAGCUGAACGACGGCUACGUGUUCAAGACGUCUAUUGGGCUAGCAAAGUCGUUGCUGCACGAAAACUGUCAGGUGCUGGCGUCCCUGAGCAAGCGAUUGGCUUUUGAGGUAGCUGUUGGAGUCAAUGGUGUCGUGUGGGUCAACGCGAAAACAGCGAAGAACAUUACAAUAAUAUCCAACUCGAUCAUGAACUCGGAGACCAUGUCAUCGAGCGAGACCGAUGCCAUGGUGUCUCGGCUCACGGAAGAUGUUGAUGAGGCUUGA
Hyaloperonospora brassicae is the source of this 819-nucleotide messenger RNA. The record is from the annotation of a GenBank genome assembly. NCBI's taxonomy places the organism in Eukaryota, Oomycota, Peronosporomycetes, Peronosporales, Peronosporaceae.